Messenger RNA from Aspergillus bombycis, 1119 nucleotides. RefSeq lists its product as uncharacterized. NCBI's taxonomy places the organism in Eukaryota, Fungi, Ascomycota, Eurotiomycetes, Eurotiales, Aspergillaceae. Bases 1 to 1119 code for a protein of 372 amino acids. Gene Ontology annotation, biological process: positive regulation of transcription by RNA polymerase II. Gene Ontology annotation, molecular function: transcription cis-regulatory region binding; DNA-binding transcription factor activity. The record is from RefSeq and is a predicted model, not a curated record. Gene Ontology annotation, cellular component: nucleus. The transcript is spliced from 2 exons.
AUGCAUGAUUCAACCUUGCGAACGUGUAUAGUUGCUGUUGCUGCACGGCACUUCGCUAAUACAAACCUGUCAUUCGAUCAGGUCGAUGACGCUUUAUCCCCUCGAUUCGUGACUGCGAAUUUGGAUGCACUCCAUUUCAAAAAGCAAGCAAUCCAGGCAUUGUCUUCAUCGUUGUCCCAUCUCGAACCCUCUGGCAAGGACUCAACAAUGGCAACAAUCCUCCUUUUAAUUUUUCUAGAUCUCCUCGAGUCUGGCAUCGAUGGUUGGAAAUAUCAUCUCCAUGGUGCACAAGGCCUCGUCAAUCUUUCUCACUCGUUGCUGGAGCGGGAUGUCAGUGGCCAUAUUAAUGCCGACCCUGGGGAGACAGUAAAGGAGACCAGGCGAUUUGUCGCCCGACAGUUUUCACUUAUCUCAACCAUUGGAGGUGCACUCUCAGGUUCAAAGUUGAUGCCUGAGUUAAGUAUCAAUCAUGAGGAAAGCAGGCAUCAAGAGUCCAUUGUUAGAAGCUUUUUGGGAUGUCCUGGGUUCCUUCUGGGAGCCAUCCACUACUUCUCGAAUCAAAGACACGCCAUUCAGACCUUAAACGUGCAUGAUGAUAUCUCAAUUCAAGAGUAUGUACAAGAUACUCGGACCAUGCUCGAGCUGACAGCAAACUUCGAUUGUUUGAAAUGGGCAUCAGACUCUGUGCAAUUGAGAUCCCCCUCAGCAGCAGAGGUCCAGAAGCUUUCUUUGCUAUCUCAAGCGUACAAAGGUGCCACCUUGCUCUAUGGAAGCCGAGUUCUCCGUGCCUUCAGGGCAUCAACUGAGACCAUAACAUUGGCCCAUGACGAGCUGGCAUCACGAUUACUUGACGUGAUCGACUCUCUCAAUAGCGACCCGGCUUUAUUCAAGUGCUUACUUUGGCCGGUCUUCAUUGUCGGUCUAGAAUGUCAGACUUACGCUGAGCAGCAACUGGUAACUAAAUCCCUGAAGAUGCUUUGGAAUCUGACCAGCUGUUUAAAUGUGAUAAAUGCUUCAAAGGUCCUACAUGAAUAUUGGGAACGAAGACGCUUCAUUGACAACUCGGCAUCAGAGGAUUCUGAACUGCAUGUACUAGAACAAGGCUGGUUACUAAUUUGA